AUGGGCAGCUCGACCUGCUUCGCAGGGAUAUGUCCCCAGCAAUCUGCAGAAGCAGAUGUGUUAGUUGUGGGUGCAGGACCGGCUGGCAUCUCUGCGGUACUGGCCUUGCAGCUGCAGAAGAGGCGCAUCUUCUGGGUGGAUCCGGCUUUUCAGUCUGGCCGGUUGGCACGAUAUCUGACCGUGCCAUGCAACACCAAAGUGGACAUACUGGCGGGCGACCGCAACUUCCGGCAUCCGCUUCUUCAGCCGGUGGCGAGCUGUGUAACACCGGCUCUCCAGAAGUUAAUCGCAGAGGCAGAGCCGCUUGCAGAGAGCACUGACCCUUCAGAACUGGGAUGGACGACGCUGGGAUCCUGCAAGCACAUCUAUGACGCUGUCACCACAGGCUUGUCGCACGCUGGAGGUGUUUCGCGUUGCUUUGGCAAGGUGACUCGAUUGACACGUGUUGGAAGCCACUGGGUGGCAGCAGUUGAUGCCGCAGGCAGUCGAACUUCUGUCAAGGUGCAGUGCGUCGUCCUGGCCACAGGAGCGGAACCCAAAGCCGCACCUUUGCCAAAUGCCAUGUCUGCCGAGACAACCUUUGACGAGGCUUUGCUCCGGCAGCGACUGCGGCCAAACCAGCGCCUGGCCGUGCUGGGGAAUUCUCAUACAGCCGCAGUGGCUCUCGCCAAGCUCAGCGAGCUCGCUGGGCCUAUGUCGCUGUCAAUCACCUGUUUCUCAAGACGUCCUUUGCGCUGCGCCGAAUGGCUGGAGGAUUCAAAUGUGUAUCGCUACAACUCAACAGGACUGAAAGGCUUUGGAGCCGUCUUCGGUCGCAAGUACAUGGUCCAUGGGACAAGUUGGCUAGAAAUCAAACACAUCAAGGAAUUCUUGCCCGAAGAAUGGGACUGGGUCAUCGACUGCACUGGAUAUGUCAAGAGCCAGCUGCCAACCAUCGAUGGGGUGAAAGCACAAGAACUACCACGGGACGAGGUUUCUGGUGCUUUGCUCGGCGCUCCUCCAGGGGUUUUUGCUUUGGGCGUGCCUUGGGGGGAAGCGCCUGGAAGGCUCUGGGGCCAGGGUCGUGAAGCCGAGGAUGGCUUUCGAGGCGAAGACACAUUCGUCGGAUUCGCCAUGUUCUUUGCCCGAGCUGGCUUGAUUGCAGAUGAGAUCCAUCAAGUGCUGGAAUGCAAGCAGGCGGCAUGA
This is a messenger RNA of Symbiodinium natans, 1185 nucleotides long. NCBI's taxonomy places the organism in Eukaryota, Dinophyceae, Suessiales, Symbiodiniaceae. The record is from the annotation of a GenBank genome assembly.